AUGGGAGCGGUGGCCUACCUCACGCCCUUCACGGACCGGUACCGGCGACAACUGCUGCGACGUUGGGUCGAGGCUCUGCCGGGCGCCGGGGUCCCACACCACCCAGGCUGCACCCCCGUCGGCACGCUGGGCGACCCCGUGCUUACUCGACUGUGGCAGGUGGACGGGCUCCCCAGGGACGCCCUGUCUACCGAGAGUGCCGUGCUGGUGACACACUCGCGGCGCUGGCCACUAUUUAUCGACCCCCAGGGUCAGGCCAACCGCUGGAUACGGAACACGUAUAAGAACUCGGACCUGACGGUGCUCAAGCUGUCGGACGGCCACCUGAUGCGCUCGCUGGAGACCGCCAUCCGCUACGGCUUCCCCACGCUGCUAGAGUGCGUGGGCGAGGAGCUGGACCCGGCCCUGGACCCGGUGCUGGCCCGGGCCACCUUCCCCGCGCCGGGACAGUCCUCGGGCACGGCGCUCGUCAUGAAGCUGGGAGACACCCUGGUGCCCUACAACGCCAACUUCAAGCUGUUCAUCACCACCAAGCUUGCCAACCCCCACUACCUCCCCGAGGUCGCCAUCAAAGUCCUGCUCGUCAACUUUGCGCUCGUCGCGAGGUGA
Molecule: messenger RNA, 609 nt
Organism: Frankliniella occidentalis (western flower thrips)
Lineage: Eukaryota; Metazoa; Arthropoda; Insecta; Thysanoptera; Thripidae
Product: dynein axonemal heavy chain 1-like
Exons: 3
Coding region: 1-609 (202 amino acids)
Biological process (GO): microtubule-based movement
Cellular component (GO): dynein complex
Molecular function (GO): minus-end-directed microtubule motor activity; dynein intermediate chain binding; dynein light intermediate chain binding
Source: RefSeq, a predicted model, not a curated record